Messenger RNA from Grus americana (Whooping crane), 1760 nucleotides. RefSeq names its product G protein nucleolar 3 like (gene GNL3L). The record is from RefSeq and is a predicted model, not a curated record. NCBI's taxonomy places the organism in Eukaryota, Metazoa, Chordata, Aves, Gruiformes, Gruidae. Gene Ontology annotation, molecular function: GTP binding. Gene Ontology annotation, cellular component: nucleolus. The transcript is spliced from 15 exons. The coding region runs from base 192 to 1667 and encodes 491 amino acids.
GGAAGUGACGCCGCAGCGAGGCGGAAACGCGAACCGGCAACGUGAUUCUUUCGCUGUCAUGACGCGCUCUCGGCGACAAGUGGAGGCCGCCCGGAAGAAGCGGGUCCAGAGAAAAGGCGCGAAGGCGGCGGGGAAAAAAGACCCGGGGGUACCGCAGCUAGGCCGCUUUGCCGCCCACGUCCAGCAGCAGAAUGAAAACAGGCAGAAAAGGGCUGCCGACGCGCGCCGUCGGCGGGAAGAAGCGCGGGAGAUGGAGGUGGAACGACGGCGGAGCCUGGCCGGGCUGCAGCACGACGCCCUGCGGCGGCAGCGGGAGUUCGAGCGAGGUGGCGGAGACCCGGCCCGACGCACAAGAAGAGGCCUCGCUGCGGCAGUACGGGCGGGAGCUGCGUAAGGUGUUAGCAGCGUCUGACGUGGUGCUGGAGGUGCUGGACGCCCGCGACCCCCAGGGUUGCCGCAGCCCGCAGCUGGAAGCCGCCGUCCGGCACGCCGGGCACCGCCAGCGCCUGGUGCUCGUCCUCAACAAGAUCGACCUGGUGCCACGGGACGUGGUGGCGGCGUGGCUGAAGUACCUGCGAGGGGAGUUUCCCACCGUGGCGUUCAAGGCGUGCACACAGCAGCAGAGCCGCAACCUGAAGCAGAGCCGGCUACCGGUGGCUACAGCCCCGGAGGAGGUGCUGUCCGGUGGUGCCUGCGUGGGUGCCGACUGUUUACUGCGCGUCCUGGCUAACUACAGCCGCUCCGGGGAGGUGAAAACGACCAUCACUGUGGGUGUUGUGGGGUACCCCAAUGUGGGUAAGAGCAGCAUCAUCAACAGCCUGAAGAGGAGCCGGGCCUGCGGGGUGGGGGCUGCACCGGGGGUCACCAGGUGCUUACAGGCAGUGCAGCUGGACCGGCACAUCCAGCUGUUGGAUUGUCCCGGCGUCGUCAUGGCGACGGGGACCCCAACGGCUGCCGCCCCGCUAAGGGGGGCCCUGGACCCCCAGCGCCUGCGGGACCCCCUGGGCCCUGCCGCCGCCAUCCUGCGCCGCUGCCCCCCCGAACAGCUGAGCGAGCUUUACGGGGUCCCCCCAUGCGCUGACCCCCGGCAAUUCCUGUCUCACCUGGCCCGGCGACAGGGACGGCUCCGUCCUGGGGGGCUGCCGGACCCCCGUGCCGCCGCCGUGGCCCUGCUGCGGGACUGGACAAGCGGGAAGAUAUCCUACUACACUCACCCCCCCGAAACACAUGGGGUGCAACUGGAGGCUCAAAUCCUGCCGGCGCUGGGGCCGGCGCUUGACCUGGAGGCGCUGGAGAGGGGUGACGCUGAGGCGCUAGCGGCAAUACCAGCAACGGUGAUGGGCAUCAGGCUGUCCCCUUCUGUCCCUGAGGAGGAGGAGGAGGAUAAAUCCAUCGAGGAGGAAGAAACAGCCAUGGAGGAUGACAACGACGACGACCUGGAGCUCGGCGCGGUGACGGUGGAGCUGAAGCCCCGGACGAAAACUGGGGGUGUCGGGGAGGGGUCUGCGCCCCGUGCCCCCCGUUUGGAGGAGGUGGCCGCCCUACACCCCCUGCUACAGGGCCAGGGGCUGCGGGCUGCCUGCAAACGGAGGAAAAAGCUGCAAAAAAGAGCGGAGAAAAUCGCCACGAAGCUUUCGGAGACACUGGAGGCAGCCAUGCAGUUCUGAGCGCAAAGCAUUUGCAGCAGAGAUUUAUUAUUUUUUUAAAGCCAGGAAUGGUUUAAAAAAAAGUGCUUUUUUUAAAUAAAAGCAUGAGUGGAA